GUUAGGUGUAUAUAAAUCAUAGCAUGCAUGUUCAAAUAAUCAAUCUCAUGUCUUUUUAAAAAUUCAUUCAUUCAUACGUAAUAAUCGCUUGCCGACGCAGAGAUGGCGCAAACAAGUGUACAGUUAGCCCCAAUCGAUGAGCAUAAGUCCUUAACCCAUGAGCAGCAGCAGGAAAUCAGAAUUUCGGUUGCUUCUCAAGGUCGCCCAAAACCUAUUCCAGAUCUACUUAAUGGAACUAGUAAAGAGAACAUGAAAAUUGCUAUCCCUCUAUAUGAAGCAUCUAUUAGAGGUGAUUGGAAAGCUGCUAAAGAGAUUCUUGAUGAAAGGCCAGAGUUGGUAAGGUAUAGUGUCACUGGAAAUAAUGAAACAGCACUUCAUGUCGCGGCAUCCACAAAAAGCACCAAACAGGUUGAACAGUUCGUGGAAAAUCUAAUGACUAAGAUGGAAAAAGAGGACCUCGAACUUAAAAAUAACAGUUCCAACACUGCCCUCUGUUUAGCUGCUGCAGUUGGCAAUGUUAAAAUGGUUGAGCUUAUGGUUAAAAAGUGCAGGGCCUUGGUGGCAAUCACUGGUAGUGGAGGAAUGACGCCACUAUAUAUGGCUGCCUUGUUUGGACAUUCUGAGGUGGUGAAGUAUCUGUACAAAAAUUCCCAAAAGCUGCGUGAUGAUUAUUGGACACCUCAGAACCGUGGUUGGCUUCUUCAGAAAUGUGUUGAGAAUGAUAUGUUCGAUAUCGCACUAGACAUAGUGCGAGAGCAUGAAGAACUUAGUAGCAGUGGGAUUGUACUUGCAGCUUUGGCUCGAAAGACUGAUGCAUUUGCUGAAAUAAAAUCUAAUAUCUUCAUGAGAACCAUAAAAUGGGUCAUAUGUCGGAAGACGCAAGCUCGUGAAAAGGAAAGUAAAGCAAAAGCUUUGGAGAUACUAAAAACCGUUUGGUGUUAUAUUGCUGAGAAGCCUAGGGAAGAAAUUGAUACCAUACUCAGGGGACCCCCUGAUCCUCCCGUUAAACGAUAUGAAAAGCCAGCUUUUGACAAGAUAGAUGAAGCUCUGCAACUACUAAAACACAUGUCUGAUAAUAUUGUCAAGAUACCUAUUGAAAUACGUAACAUAAUCAAAGGACCAGUUGCAAGAAAUCUUGAAGGUCUAGCGGGAAAUGUACGUAAAAAGUACUCUUCUAGAGUACUAUUUGUUGCCACAGAGGUGGGCAAUACGAGAUUCGUAGUUGAGCUCAUGCGUCUAUAUCCUGAUCUAGCGUGGAAAGUAAAUGAUAACAAUCAAAGUAUAUUCCAUGUUGCUGCCAGACAUCGUCAAGCGGAUAUCUACAACCUAUUGCAUGAGAUAGGCUUAAAUAAGGAUAUGAUUAUUCCUCUCAAAGAUCAAAACGAGGACAAUAUGUUGCAUUUGGUUGCAAGGAGUGUGGAGAGAAAGCGACUUGAAGAUGUGUCAGGAGGUGCGUUUCAGAUGCAACGUGAACUACUAUGGUUCAAGGAAGUAGAGAAGAUGGUCCUACCUUCUUAUCGGGAACGGAAGAACAAAGAUGGACUAACACCACGCGAGAUAUUCACCAAGGAGCACCAAGAUCUAGUUGUAAAAGGUGAGGAAUGGAUGAAAGGAACAGCUAGUCAAUGUAUGGUGGUAGCGGCGCUUAUUGCCACCAUUGUCUUUGCUGCAGCUUUUACAGUUCCAGGUGGAUACGAUGAGACCAACGGUAUCCCUUUCUUCCGCAGAAACGUAAGCUUUUUGAUUUUCGUGGUGGCAGAUGCCAUAUCUUUGUUCUCAUCAUCAGCUUCAAUACUCACAUUCUUAUCCAUUCUCACUUCUCGUUAUGCGGAAGACGAUUUCUUGGAAUCAUUACCUAGAAAACUGAUGUUGGGUCUAGCAACACUUUACCUCUCAAUAACAACCAUGAUGAUUGCUUUUAGUGUUACCUUCUUUGUGCUAUACCGCGAACAUCUUAAAUGGAUACCAAUCCUUGUCACAGUGAUUGCUACCACGCCAGUCCUUCUCUUCGCUGCACUGCAAUAUCGUCUCUUAAAAGACGUAAUUCACUCGACAUAUGGUUCAAGCUACCUCUUUCGGUCCAACAAUCAUCUUUACAAUGAAAAGUCUAAUUCUAACCAUCGUUGUUUUCCGUUUAGGAUCCCUUUCAUUUCAAGAUGUACUUCAAAAAUAUUAAAAUUGUUGUAA
Molecule: messenger RNA, 2187 nt
Organism: Lactuca saligna
Lineage: Eukaryota; Viridiplantae; Streptophyta; Magnoliopsida; Asterales; Asteraceae
Source: the annotation of a GenBank genome assembly